UGCAACCCAACCAGAGGUGGCAAAACGGUUGCCUUUGUGUCUCCCUUUUCGAUACAAAGAAUGGGGAUGCGGUUAUGCCCUAAUCGAGGGGGCAUUGAGAGAGAGAGAGAGGGGAAAGGGAAUCAAAAAAAAAAAAGGACAAAACGCCUGAACACAAGAAAAAUGGCAAAAGAUCCGACCAGUGGAUCCACUGGACCUCGAACCAACCAGUUAACCGAUCACUUAGACGGUCACUAAUGCCGACUAACAAUCGGCUAAAGCUGUUGGCCUCCCAAAGAAGCCACAAGACCUCCUCGAUCGACGGUCGCGGCACAUUGUUGGUGCAUCCGUGCAAAUGCGAACUAACGAGUGACGGGCGUAAAUAUUAUGAUGAAAUGGGAUUGAAUAGUGUCUGGAGCCGAACGGGGACUUCUGUACUUUGCUUCGCGAAACUUGGCCAGCUUUUUGAGACACCGCAAAUCUUUCAACGGCGGUCCCGCUAUGAGUUGCCCGUCGACGAGUCCGAUUUAAGAGUCGCUGCGAUUGGGACCACAAUUCCUCGUUCUUCAGGACCUUUUCGUCCCCUUUCCUGCCGGUUUUCCCUUCUCUUUUCCCGUUUAAUAAUUUGUUUUUUUUUUUUUUUACCGCUAUUAAUUCUAUUACUAUUGUUCUUAUAAUUAGCUAGUAGUAGGUGGGGAGAUUAGGUUUUCUUUUCUUGCUUUUUUUCAUUUUUCUAUUCCCCAGAUUAUUUUGGUUUCUAUCC
Molecule: messenger RNA, 742 nt
Organism: Aspergillus caelatus
Lineage: Eukaryota; Fungi; Ascomycota; Eurotiomycetes; Eurotiales; Aspergillaceae
Exons: 1
Coding region: 237-656 (139 amino acids)
Source: RefSeq, a predicted model, not a curated record